AACACUCACACAUGCUCACGCUCUGCUCAGCUCUGAAGGAUCAGUAGCUUAUAAACUGGCUGCAGUCAGUCUCUCUAUGUAGAGAGAGGAAGGAAGGAUAAAUUGCUUCGACUGGAUGGAACAGAUCUUAACCAAGCCUUACUGGACUGAGUCACACUGGGCUGGAGGUUUUUAUUGGUGAACCAACGCAGGUUCCCGGUUGACUUAUGCCAAACAGAACUGGGCUUGAAUGGACUGAAUUAGUUCAGUUAAACUCUUGCUGGGCUUAGAUUUGCUGGACAGUGUUGAGUGUGCCUGCAGGCCUGGGGGAGAAAGGGCUGGAAUGGAAUUCCCUGUUUUUACUCAUUUUUUGUGCAUCCCACCCUGCCUCUCUCCUUUUUUCACCCCGUCCUCAUCUUCUCUCUUGCACUUUCACAGCAGACAUCCAGUGUUGCAGAGCAGACAAAGGCAGCAGCCUUCAGUGCUUCUGUUCCUCUGCUGGCUCCUUUAAAGACGGAAGAGGAGGAAGGGAUUUUUAUUGUUUUAUUUCUCCUGCUUUUGCACAGAAGGAGCUGCCAGAGUGAGAAAUUACCUUUUUUUUCGCCUCUUUUCUUUUUUUUCCUUUUUUUUUUUUUUUUUUUUAACAAUUCCCCUCCCAGGGGAUUUUUUUGUGUGUUUUUUUUGGGAUGCAUCUUUUUGUACAGAUUCCUAAACUCGGACUCUGACAAACAAGAAACAUACAUUUACUGCGUGCAUUGCUUCAUCUCUGAUAUAUCUCUGCUGCCUUUACCGUUCAUUUAAUUGGCCGGUGGUGGUGGUUGUGGUACUGAAGCCGGGGCAGGCAUGGCCCAGCAGGCAGGCAUGGGGGUGACCCACCAGGACACCCUGGCAGUGCCACCCAUGCCCAAACACUCUGGCCUGAAUGAAGACCUGGUGAAGAUCCUGCGGGAGAACCUGCUGCAGCCGGAGAGGCCACGAGGACACCGCCGCUCGCCCUCCUCCAUCUCCCCCCGCCUCUCCCCCCGCAACUCGCCACGACUGCUUCGCCGCAUGUUGCUCAACAACAACAUCCACAAACAGAGGCGCUUCACUGUCGCACACACAUGUUUUGAUGUGGACAAUGGCACAUCAUCGGGUCGAAGCCCCCUGGAUCCCAUGGCCAGCCCGGGCUCAGGCCUCAUCCUGCAGGCCAAUUUUGUCCACAGCCAACGGAGAGAGUCGUUCCUGUACCGCUCUGACAGCGACUACGACCUCUCGCCUAAAUCUAUGUCCCGAAACUCCUCCAUUGCCAGUGACAUUCACGGUGACGAUAUGAUUGUAACGCCAUUUGCACAGGUUCUUGCAAGCUUGAGAACUGUACGAAACAACUUUGGUGCAUUAACUAAUCUUCAGCAAGACAGAGCGUCCAAUAAGAGAUCACCCAUGUGUAACCCACCACCUAUCACCAAGACCACCUUCACAGAGGAGGCCUACCAGAAACUGGCCACUGAGACCCUGGAGGAGCUGGACUGGUGCCUGGACCAGCUGGAGACGCUGCAGACAAGACACUCAGUCAGUGAGAUGGCUUCUAACAAGUUCAAGAGGAUGUUGAAUAGGGAGCUGACUCACCUAUCGGAGAUGAGCCGCUCCGGGAACCAGGUGUCUGAGUUCAUCUCCAGCACCUUCCUGGACAAGCAACAUGAAGUGGAGAUGCCAUCCCCUCAGACGCAGAAGGAGAAGGAGAAGAAGAACAAGCCCAUGUCUCAGAUCAGCGGGGUGAAAAAGCUGCAACACUCCUCCAGCCUCACAAACUCCAAUAUCCCUCGAUUCGGAGUCAAGACCGAGACUGAGGAUGAACUCGCUAAGGAAUUGGAGCAUGUGAAUAAAUGGGGCCUUAAUGUUUUUAAAAUCUCAGAGUUCUCUGGGAAUCGGCCACUGACAGUCAUGAUGUACACGAUAUUCCAGGAGAGAGAUUUGUUGAAAACUUUUAAAAUUCCACUUGACACCUUUAUAACAUACCUGAUGACCUUAGAAGACCAUUAUCAUGGCGAUGUGGCCUACCAUAACAACAUCCAUGCUGCUGACGUCACCCAGUCAACUCACGUGCUGCUAUCCACCCCUGCCCUCGAGGCCGUGUUCACGGACCUUGAGAUCCUAGCUGCCAUCUUUGCCAGUGCAAUUCACGACGUGGACCAUCCUGGAGUCUCGAACCAGUUCCUCAUCAACACCAAUUCAGAGCUAGCAUUAAUGUACAAUGACUCGUCAGUGUUGGAGAACCACCAUCUAGCAGUUGGUUUCAAGCUCCUACAAGAGGAGAACUGUGACAUCUUCCAAAACUUGACCAAAAAACAAAGACAAUCACUGCGAAAGAUGGUCAUUGACAUUGUGCUAGCAACAGACAUGUCCAAGCACAUGAAUCUAUUGGCUGAUCUGAAAACAAUGGUAGAGACCAAGAAGGUCACCAGUUCUGGUGUCUUGCUGCUAGACAACUACUCUGACAGGAUACAGGUUCUCCAGAACAUGGUGCACUGUGCAGACCUGAGCAACCCCACCAAGCCCCUGCAGCUCUACCGGCAGUGGACGGAUCGGAUCAUGGAGGAGUUUUUCAGCCAAGGUGACAGAGAAAGGGAGAGGGGCAUGGAGAUCAGCCCCAUGUGUGACAAACACAACGCCUCAGUAGAAAAGAGCCAGGUUGGAUUCAUAGACUAUAUUGUUCACCCUUUGUGGGAGACGUGGGCUGACCUGGUCCAUCCGGACGCCCAGGACAUCCUGGACACGCUGGAAGACAACAGAGAGUGGUACCAAAGCACCAUCCCCCAAAGUCCCUCUCCAGCAUUGGACGAGCCCGAGGACGGCACUCGACCCCCAGGAGGGGACAAGUUUCAGUUUGAGCUGACCCUGGAGGAGGACGGGGAAUCGGACACAGAGAAAGACAGCGGCAGCCAGCCAGAGGAGGAGGAAGAAGAGGAGGAGGAGGAGGAAGAGGAGGAAAACAGCUGUACUGACUCUAAAACGCUCUGCACGCAGGACUCUGAAUCGACAGAGAUUCCUUUGGACGAACAGGUGGGGGAGGACGAAGAGGAGGAGGAGGAGGAGGAGGUUGUAGAAGAGGGGGAGACUCCCUGCUCACAACCGUGUCUAGUGGAGGAAGAGGUAGCAGAGGAGGAGGAAGAAGAGGAGAAAGAGAAAUCCCCUGACACAUAGCAGUUUAUGGACAACAUCUGAUUAACUGUUCUUCUUAGUAAUGACAGAUGAUUAUUUAUAGAAUAUUUUUUGGGUUUUGUGAGAUCUGUCUGUGUUUUUAUACAUCUAUGUUUAUGGUUCCAAAGCGUGUGCUGCUCUCCACCUUGGCCACUCCUCCUGUCAGCUUUGUUCAGACACGCCCACCGGUACUACUUCAAAGUUUUUUUGCACUCAGGAAAACUCCUUUCCAUUCCCAUUUGUACUGAAGCGGUGUGUCUUUAUUUCACUUUUACACCUCCCCCUUUAUGAGCUUAAGUUUAGGAUGUGGACGAGCAGUUCACAGUCUGCUCAGUGCUGUUCAUAGGAUACGUAAGAUCACACUUUUCCUUGUUUCUGCUUCGUCUCAGCCUUGCUUGAAAGUUUUGGCGGUGUUUCUGUGUUUUAUUAAGUGCCCAUACUCUACAGAGGUGGUUAACGGUGUGUUCAAGGAGAAUCUCCUCUCAGUUAGGUCAUAACCUCCCCACUACGAAUUAGGAGGCACGUUAUGUUCCACAGAAGGUUCUGCUGAAAACCCGAUAGGACGCCGCAGAGACGAAAGCUGCAGCACACUGGGGAGCUUUUUGAGACACAUUUCUGGCUUGGAAGUCUUCCUUGAACCUGACUGAUACAAAGCUCAAAUCUAAACAGCCAUGAUGCUGUCGUAGACCUCUUUAAUUUUUGUAUCGUACUGUAUGUAAGAUUCAGAUAUUUUCUAGAACUUACUUUUGCAAACCUAGGCUUUCUUUUGUUAGAAAAGGUGUGAGAACUUUUGGAAAACCAAUGGGGAGAAAUGUGUCACAUAUAUACAGUGUUUCGAAGGGGUAUCUUUACAGCUGGAUUAGGAGUGUUUUGAGCUGUUUGCACUUGCUCCUAUAGCAUUUACGAGUAUACUACUAUUCCCAUGCCACUAUCCUCAUAUUUGGUUAGUCCUGUGAGUUGAAAUUUGGACUUUAUUCCUGUUAACUAUUGUUUUUGUUGAGUGUUUUCAGUGAGAAGGAAGCAGACACCUUCAUGCUUCCCUCUCACUGGAAUCCAUCAUGACAUGGAUGAAGCCUUUCGAUUUUAUUAUUGUUGCCUGCAAUUCUUUUGAACACAUCCUGGGACAAUGCAAUGCUUUGUAGUUGAUACAAAACGCACUUUUUUAGAAGCUUGAUUACUGCUCCAAGUAUACAGAAAUAGUAGUGGUGUUACAAAUUACAACAAUGAUUUUAUACCAAUGUUAUGAAAGCUUUUUGUUUUUUUUGCCCAUUUUGUUUGAAUUUACACAUCGACAACAGCUGCGUACCUGCUGUCCAGGCUGUUGUCUUCAGCCAUUUUAUUUUCUGUUUUAUGAAUUCAUUUUCCAUCAGAAUUGUUCAGUUUGCCAUCACACCAUAAAAUCCAGUUACUGUCUUUGUUUCUGACAAGACAAUCAGCUCCGUUGCAUAGUCAUCAGAUAAGACUAUCCUCUAGGUAGACACUCUAAUGCACUGAUAUAUUCUUAUAUCAUCACUUUAAUACUUUAAAACUCGCCAAAACACUCGCUCAUGCACACAUAGGCUUGAACAUUGUUGCGCUACACCUCGGCCAAGAGUUUCUUCCUUUUUCCAUGUUUCUAUCAUUUCUCACUUUAAACCUGAUGCUAUUAUUCAUUGGUAUAUUUUUCUAUUUAAGUCUUUUUUUGCAGUAUAAAGGUGGUACAGUAAAUAUUUCACUGUAGCAUAGACCACAGAUACAGGCUUGCCAGUUACCUAAAUAUACUUUCUCCCUCUUGUGUACAUAAAAUAUUCAAGAAAAAUCCACAACUGUAAAAAAAAAAAAAAAUCCCCACUUGAAGUACUGCACACUGCUUUUCUAAAGAGUGCUUGUUUUAAUUAUUUGUCAUUUUAAAACUUUUUAUUUAGUCUUUCAUUUUGUGCCAAGAUUUUAUUUUAUUUUUUUCAUCCUCACCCAAUGCCCUUACCUGUAAUAAAUUUUUCUGGUUUUAUCGCUGUUUACAAACAUAUAUUUAUUGUGCUGUAUAUAAUAUAUAAUUAAUAAUGUUAUUACUAUCAUAAUGCAGUUUGCUGUAAAUGGUUGAUUCUUAUCAUCCCUUUUGGUGAUGGCGUGGCUGUAUUAUGUACCUCUUGUUGAGAGAAUGUUUAUUACACUUGAGCUUCGGUGUAAAAAUGAUCCAUCGACAUGUCGCUUAUCUGAGAACUAGCUCACUGAAGAGAGGGGGAAAGCCAAAUUGUUUUUUAAAAAGAAACUGUUCCUUGGCCCAUGGGCUGUGCCUUAAAUUCAACACAUCAUUUACUUUAGCCUUUUUUAAAAUUCUCUAGUUCUCUUUUGCUGCAUUGGUGAAUCUUUUGACUUGGGUUGGCCUGAUCUCUUGUUGAGAAUCCAAAAAAAAAAAAAAAGUUGCCUUUAAACUUUCACAGCCAGACACAAAUUUGCUGUAUCACAAAUAUGGCACAGGGUAGAAAACUUGUUUUCAGUGCAGAGGUUUGUAGAGAUUUAGGUCAACCACAAGUUACAGAUUUACUGCACGAGUGAUGUGUGGCCUAUAGCCGGAUGUCCAAGAGUCGUAUUUGCUGUAGACCUGGUCUGAACAACUCGCACUUUCUUUACGCUCUGCCACUACACUCAAAGAUGUGAGUCAGCUGGUCAGAUGCAAAGGAUACGGAGUAACUUUGCCUUUCUUGAGGCCAUGUGUAGUUACUGUUGUGUCGUCUGCAUCCGUCUGGUUGUAUCGCAGCUACAAACACUGAAUGGGGCGCAACAGGAGUGUGUAGUUGGUGCUCGACUAUGGCCCUACGAAGCACAGAGGCUUUGAGACACAUCUGCAUGUUCAGCCACUGCUGCAUUAAUUAUGGCUGAAACACUGACAGUGUGUUGCUUAUCUAUGCUCGGCCCACAUUUCCACUCACAUUACUUGCAAUAUUCAAAACCACUGACAUCUUUCUGCCUGGACAGGAGAAGGGUUUAGUAUAGCUCUGUAGUGAAGGGCGGGUUGGGGAGGGUGGGAUGCGGGCUUUGGGAUGACUGCAUCAUUGUCCUGAAACAGGAACUCUUGUUUUGACACACAUACUGUAGAUUCUAAACAGCCCUGGACCAAUGGAAAUAGUGGGUUCUUUUCUCAUUAUGUGUUCUAUUUUUUUAUGGUAUGAAAGGAAAACACAAACUGUAAUUUAAACAAAAAAAUAGGUCUUGAGGACAAUUAUUUUUUGGGUUAUGUCUUUAGAAUGCCAACUUGUCUGGACGUUUCACAGGACAAUUAAAAUGUUAUUUUAAUGGAUUCCUUGUUAAUUGCAGUCUAUUGGAUAGCACUGUAGAUCAUACAACUUUAUGUAAAAAACAAAUAAAAAGAAUGAAAAAAGUUUUUAUAUGCAAUGGAUUAAAUAAAAGCAUGGGUUGAUUCUGCCUA
Molecule: messenger RNA, 6565 nt
Organism: Acanthochromis polyacanthus (spiny chromis)
Lineage: Eukaryota; Metazoa; Chordata; Actinopteri; Pomacentridae
Gene: pde4d
Product: phosphodiesterase 4D, cAMP-specific
Exons: 15
Coding region: 823-3162 (779 amino acids)
Biological process (GO): signal transduction
Cellular component (GO): cytosol; perinuclear region of cytoplasm; nucleus
Molecular function (GO): 3',5'-cyclic-AMP phosphodiesterase activity
Source: RefSeq, a predicted model, not a curated record